This is a messenger RNA of Didymodactylos carnosus, 3447 nucleotides long. The record is from the annotation of a GenBank genome assembly. Lineage: Eukaryota; Metazoa; Rotifera; Eurotatoria; Philodinida; Philodinidae.
AUGUCAAACAUUACCUCAUCAAAUUUAAUAUUAGUAAGCAGUAGUUCUAAUGAUCAUCCAAACGAGAAUGAUGAUAUAGAACCGUAUCAUAUUAGUACAUUUCGUGUUAUACGAUCGAGUUCUGUACCACCAACACCACCAUCAAUUAAUAAAAUUCGUUCAUUAAGAAAAAAUGAUCAUCAUCAUUCAAUUAUGAUUUAUAAUCAUCAAAAACGUCAUCAUCGUGAAAAUUAUUUUCUAGUAUCCAAAUAUCGUCAUGGAAAAGAUGAAGCAUUAACAAAUAAAUUAUAUAAAUUAAAUAUGCAUACAAUGAGAAAAAAAUCGGCAAGAAUUAGUAUGCGAUUAUCAAGUGCAUUUGGUUUAACAUCGCAUACUAUUGACGAACAUUUUAAUUAUGAAGAAGCCAGAUUUCGUGCUAUUGACAAAUUUAUUCGUAUAUUUAUACGUAAUGCGUAUACGUGUAUGGAGUUUUUAAAGGAUGCGAUUGUUGCUCAAGUGGAUAUUGCUGAAGAUUUUGAAUUGUUACUUAACGACAAAGUACCUAAUUUAGUUCAACAAUUUGUGCAUGCAAAACGUUCAUUAUUAGAAAAUGCAUUUAUAGAAUUUUGUACAAAUAUUGAAAUGUGUGUGGCAAACCCAUUGAAUACCUUAAUUAAAUUAUUUAUCUUACCAACAAGUUUAAUUUCAAAAAGACAUGAUAAAUUGCUUGAUUAUGAUAGUGCACAAUCAUCAUAUGAAAAAAUAAAAGAUCAUCAAUCAAGACAAGCAAAACAAGUACUAGAUUUGGCUAAAAGGACAUAUGAAGCAUUAAAUUCUCAAUUAUUAGAAGAACUACCUAUAUUAUAUGAACAUUCUAGUCAAAUUGUAUGGACAUGUCUAAAAACAUUUAUUGGUGGACAUUUACGAUUGAUGCAACAUAUGCGUAUAGGUAUCAAUAUUUUACUAGCACAAACCACAUCUCCGACAGCAUCGCUAUCGUCAUCGAUGACAUCAGAACAAUUAAGUUGGCUACAAAUUGUUGAGCGCUUUAGAACAAGAAGUAAUGAAGCAGCUGAAGUGCUAUUUCAUUUGACAAGUACAGCGAGAAAUUUUUCGGAAAGAUUAAAAACUUUAUCUUCGUUUUAUAACAACACUAUUACCAUCAAUGUACCAAUGUUACCAACAUCAAGUAACACCUACAAUGGUGACAAGAACAUACCGGUUCAAAGUGAUGAAGCAAGACGCCGAGUUCGACCUCAUUAUUUAGAACGUGAUUUGUAUCGAGUUGUACAACGUCAUGUUGCUGCUUACACGAAUUCAAUGGAAUUAAAUGCGCAUAGCGGUGAUCUCGUGGGUAUUAUUAAACAAAACGAUCCAAAUCCUCGAAUUUCGUCGGUUCAUGAUGGACUCACACAUGAAUUUUUGCCAAAAAAGCUACUUGUUCCGAUUACAUCAUCUAACAAUUCCAGUUUAAUAUGCCAUACGCCGCUAAUACCUUUAUGUACCGAUCUUAUUUCAUCUUCAUCAGCAUCAUUACCAUUGACUAGUGAAUUAUCAAAAAACCAUUUUGUAAAUCCAGCGUUAAAUUUUAAUCAAGCAUCCCCAUUACAGAAUGCCAAUAAUAAAUUACAACGGUCAGAUACAGAACCAAUACAAAGUUUAAUCAAUUCGACGCUCGACUCAUUGCCGUCACCACGACAAGAGAGUAUUUAUUUAAACGAACCGAACGUCGUCGAUCAAUUGCCAGCAAUUUUUUAUGAGCAACAUCAAUAUGCAUCGAUCGAUUUCGAAGAUUCAUUUGAAUCGCCGCAGCCGCUAUCGUCGUCAUCAGACAAACAAAAUCCAUCGGAAUCAAAUGAAAAUCAAAAUAGUCAUACACAGAUUUAUGUUGCUUUGUAUGAUUUUCAAUAUGAAAGUAAGGGUGUCCUAUCAUUAAAUAUCGGCGAUCGUAUGCUAGUUUUAAGAACAGUAGAUGAUGGCGGAAAUAAAGAUUGGUGGUAUGUAGAAAUAUUAAAUGGGGAAAAACGACGUGGUUAUGUACCAGCAAAUUAUAUUCAACCGACUAUACUAUUAGUUACAUUUGUACUACUGAAAAUGAUUUAUGGAUUUCAUUACGUCCAUGAUGUGUUAUAUAUUGAUAAUACAACCGUAACUGAUAUAAUUCAACAUAUAUCCGAGAAAAUUCACGAUGGCACCGUUCCAACACCGUUUUUUCUUUACAGUAUGAAACAGUUUUAUUUGAAUGUAGGAAAAUUUCAAAAUGCAUUACUAGAACUUGCUCCAAUGCGUUCACAUUUAUCCUACUCCAUGAAAGCUAACUUCAAUCCAUUUUUAAUCAGAAAAUUAAUUGAACAGGAGAAAAGUAUUAUGUUAACAACUGUCAGUGGUUUUGAAGUACAACUUGCGUUGACUUUAGGAUUUCAGCCAUCAAACAUAAUAUUAAAUGGAAAUGGUAAAUGUGAUUGGGAGAUUCAGUUAGCUAUUAAAAACGGAAUAUUCAUUAACGUUGACAGCCUGUUUGAUUUAAAACAGAUUAUUCAAAUAGCUGAACGUCAAUUGUUGAUUAGUAUUGAGAAGCCUUAUAAACCCAUCCGUUUAUUGAUUCGUGUUAAUCCGUCCAUUGAUCCAAAGGUGCAUGCUUACAAUUCGACAGGUUUGAAAACCAGUAAAUUUGGUACGAGUUUGAAUCAACUCGAUCUAUUGUAUGAAACGAUUAAAGAUAACGAGAAUAUUGUUCAGCUAUUCGGUUUCCAUUGUCAUCUUGGAUCCACGAUUAGUGAUGUACAAGUUGUGGCUGAUUGUGUAACAGCUCUGAUUGAUGUUGUCGAAGAUGCACGCGUUCGAAAAGAAUUUAAAAACAUACGUUAUUUGAACAUCGGUGGUGGUUUGAAUAUAGACUAUUUGAAAUAUGCACAGCGAACAAGUAAAAACGAACUUCUACACACAACAACACCAACGCCUUCCGAAUAUAUUCGAUGCUUUAAAAGUUUAGCUACGAAAUUAACUGGCAUCGAAAUAAUUGUAGAACCGGGACGAUGGUUAGUGGCUAAUACAUGUAUACUGGUAACCAGUGUUCUCGGUUAUAAACAGGCACCAGAACGGAAAUAUAUUAUUGUGGAUGCAGCUAUGACAGAAUGUAUACGACCGGCGCUCUAUCAAGCCUAUCAUCACAUUGAUACUCUUCAACCACAACAAUAUGUGGAACAUGAUCGAGAUUUGUUCGAUGUUGUUGGACCGGUAUGUGAAAGCGGAGAUUUUCUUGGCAAAGAUCGAUAUCUGCCGAUUACGCUGAUUCGAGGACAGUAUCUAGGCAUAUUUGAUACAGGUGCAUAUUGUGCGACAAUGAGUUCAAAUUAUAACAUUAGACCACGUGUAGCUGAAUAUGCGUUAGAUACAGAUGAAUGUGUAAAACAGAUUCGUCGGCGAGAAAGCUUAGAUGAUAUACUAAAGACAUAUAAUUUAACGUAA